AUGAACAUAAUCCUAUUCAUAAUAGCCUCAUCUUUAAUUCUAAGUGUAAUCCUGACCGCAUUAAAUUUCUGACUAGCACAAAUAAACCCAGACUCGGAGAAACUAUCCCCAUAUGAAUGUGGAUUUGACCCACUAGGGUCCGCCCGGCUGCCAUUUUCAAUUCGAUUCUUCCUAGUAGCGAUCCUGUUUCUACUAUUUGACCUGGAAAUUGCUCUGCUCCUACCAUUACCAUGGGCCAUGCAACUACAAACCCCUACCACUACACUAACAUGAUCUUCCAUCCUUAUUCUCCUCCUAACUCUAGGCCUAAUUUACGAAUGAAAUCAAGGAGGAUUAGAAUGGGCAGAAUAA
Messenger RNA from Corvus hawaiiensis (hawaiian crow), 351 nucleotides. The record is from the annotation of a RefSeq genome assembly. NCBI's taxonomy places the organism in Eukaryota, Metazoa, Chordata, Aves, Passeriformes, Corvidae.